Acytostelium subglobosum LB1 is the source of this 1011-nucleotide messenger RNA. RefSeq lists its product as hypothetical. NCBI's taxonomy places the organism in Eukaryota, Evosea, Eumycetozoa, Acytosteliales, Acytosteliaceae. The record is from RefSeq and is a predicted model, not a curated record. The annotation marks the transcript as partial. The transcript is spliced from 4 exons.
AUGAAGUUAUCACUCAUCAUUCAACUGUGCAUGAUAUUGUCAUGCCUCGCUAUCCUCUGUGAUCCAGCUAUUGCUGAUGCGCCAAGUAUAUUCAGUUACUUUGCCAUUGAAUGGGGAUCGCCCAACACUUACUACUAUGCCAGACACAACCUUACGAGUGGAGAGGACUUGUUGACACAACAGUUCCAGAGUUGGAAUGAAAUCAACCCAUUGCAUCCCAGUGUUGCCAACACAGACGUUGUCCAAUACUUUAGCUCAACAAAUGAUGUAUCCAACUUCCCCGUCGUCUGCUCCUAUAAUAUCAAGAGCAACAGCGUCACGCAGGACCUCAUUGGUACUGGCUUCAACUAUGGAUAUGGCUAUGAGCCUCUGUCUCAACUUCGCUUGGUUGGCACUGACAAUGUGAUGUAUGGCAUGGGACAAGACCAGAACACCAACCUGGCCAUGCUGAAAUAUGACUUCAAAGAGCAGACUCUCCAGUUUUAUCCAUUGCCCACCAAGAUGAUCAGCUAUCUCUUUCAGUGUUACAUGGAUGCACCAAGCAACAUCUUUUAUGUCCUGUUUGUAAAGGGCCAGACCUUCAACAUCUGGCUCAUGAAUGGCAUUGAUGGUACAACGAUCUCGUCACACGUCAUCACGGUGGCCGAGCCACUCCAGACCUACGACGAGUCAGGUGUGGUAUACCUCUCCGUCUACCAGAACAAGGCAUACGUCGGCCUUGGCAACCUUGACUACGUGGCGGCAUCCCAACAGUACCUGUUCGAGGUUGACCUCACGGCCAAUACUGCAAAGGUCAUCUUUGUCCAGCCCAACUUCUUCGUGCAGUCGAGCGAUACAGGAGGCUUUCUGCUCGACCCUAUCAAUGGAUACAUGUUGGCCGUGCUCACCAACCAGCCCAAUGUAAAGGACAGUGCAUAUUUCUGGAUGAUCAAUCUGCAGACAAAGGGCGCCGUGCAAUACCCCAAUCCAUACCCAAUGCCAGGCGAGACCCAUUGUAUAUAUUAUCUUGAA